AUGGCGGCGGCGGCGCUGCGGGGAGGCUGGUGCCGCUGCCCGCGGAGAUGCCUCAGGAAUGGAGUCCAGUUUCUUCCUAACCACAACCUAGUGCCCCUACCCCAUGGUUCAAGUUAUCAGAUAUGCCGACCAGGUGGAGAACUGCCCCUGUCCAAAUCCUAUUCUUCUGGCAGCAGAAAAGGCUUCCUGUCCGGCUUGCUAGAUAAUAUCAAACAGGAGUUAGCCAAAAACAAAGAAAUGAAAGAAAGUAUAAAAAAAUUCCGAGACGAGGCCAAGAAGCUGGAAGAGUCUGAUGCGCUCCAGGAAGCCCGAAGGAAAUACAAAACUAUCGAAUCUGAAACUGUCCGGACCAGUGAAGUGAUCAGGAAGAAGCUUGGGGAACUCACAGGCACAGUGAAGGAGAGUCUUGAUGAAGUCAGUAAAAGUGACUUUGGCCGGAAAAUCAAGGAAGGUGUGGAAGAAGCAGCCAAGACAGCUAAGCAGUCAGCUGAGUCGGUGUCCAAGGGCGGGGAGAAGUUGGGCAGGACUGCAGCCUUCAAAGCCCUUUCGCAGGGCGUGGAGUCCGUGAGGAAGGAGAUCGAUGAGAGUGUCCUGGGGCAGACGGGCCCCUACCGGAGGCCUGAGCGGCUCAGGAAAAGGACGGAGUUUGCAGGCGAGAAGAUCAAGGAAGAUAAAGUGUUUGAGCCCAAUGAGGAGGCCCUGGGUGUCGUUCUCCACAAAGACUCCAGGUGGUACCAGCAGUGGAAGGACUUUAAGGACAACAACGUGGUCCUUAAUCGCUUCUUCGAGAUGAAGAUGAGGUAUGACGAGAGUGACAACGCGUUCAUCCGUGCAUCCCGGGCACUCACUGACAAGGUCACAGACCUGCUGGGGGGCCUGUUCUCCAAGACGGAGAUGUCGGAGGUGCUCACAGAGAUCCUGCGAGUGGACCCCGCCUUCGACAAGGACCGCUUCCUGCAGCAGUGCGAGGACGACAUCAUCCCCAACGUCCUGGAGGCUAUGAUUGCUGGAGAGCUUGACAUUCUCAGAGACUGGUGCUAUGAAGCCACCUACAGCCAGCUGGCCCACCCGAUCCAGCAGGCCAAGGCCCUGGGCCUCCAGUUCCACUCCCGCAUCUUGGACAUUGACAACAUUGAUCUGGCCAUGGGCAAGAUGAUGGAGCAGGGACCUGUGUUGAUCAUCACCUUCCAGGCCCAGCUGGUGAUGGUGAUCAAGAACCCCAAGGGCGAGGUGGUUGAGGGCGACCCGGACAAGGUGCUGCGAAUGCUGUACGUGUGGGCGCUUUGUCGGGACCAGGAUGAGCUGAACCCCUACGCUGCCUGGCGGCUCCUGGACAUCUCUGCCUCUAGCACAGAGCAGAUCCUCUGA
Orycteropus afer afer is the source of this 1368-nucleotide messenger RNA. It is a transcript of the gene TIMM44, whose product is annotated as translocase of inner mitochondrial membrane 44. NCBI's taxonomy places the organism in Eukaryota, Metazoa, Chordata, Mammalia, Tubulidentata, Orycteropodidae. Gene Ontology annotation, cellular component: mitochondrial inner membrane. The transcript is spliced from 13 exons. The record is from RefSeq and is a predicted model, not a curated record. Gene Ontology annotation, biological process: protein import into mitochondrial matrix. Gene Ontology annotation, molecular function: protein-folding chaperone binding. Bases 1 to 1368 code for a protein of 455 amino acids.